AUGUACGCCGACCGCGAAGAGGCUCGUAACGGCCGACCCGGCUCCGGCGGCGCGGGCUACCGUUCUUCUCACACACCUGAGCUGGAGAUCGAGAAGAUUCCGAGGAAGGAGAAUGGCAGCGAGGGCAGGAGCUUCAGCGAGAGGGAGAAGGAGCUGCAAGAGCAGCUGAGGAGGCGAGCUCUGGCAUCGCGCGGCCACGCCGAUGGAUCUGGCAACGAGGCCAGGACCUCGCGCAGCAGGUCACCCGGCUCCAGCCGCCGGUCCGCAUCUAGGAGCCGAAGCCGCGAAAGCUACCGCAGCAGGCGAAGCCAUACUUCCCGCGCCCACUCUUCGCGCGCCGAUGAUGAUGCAGAGGAUCGCCGCAGGCGCAGGCGCGAGGACAGGGAUGGCUACGACAGCCGCUCGCGUCGCAGAGAGCGAGACCCGGAGGACGACUACGACGAGGAAGAGGCCGCCCGCGAGAGGCGGCGCAGGCGCAGCGACAGGGAGGAUCCCGCUCGGGACCGAGACGUCGACCGCGACUACCGCUCCAGCAGCCGCCGCGGCGAUCGCGGCUAUGAAGGCUCCAGCAGGUACGAUCGCGACCGCAACAGCUCCUACUAUGGCGACCGCGACCGCGGACGGUACUACGACCGGGGCGAUCGCGACAGGGACGACUAUGGCUACGGAAGCCGCCGUGGUCCCAUCGAUGACGACAGGCGACCGCGUUCGAGGAGGCCGAGCCGCUACGCCAGCCCCGCGCGUUCGGCGCGAUCGGGCCGCUCUCACCGCUCGCCCAGCCCUGGCCGCCGGGAGGCCGAAGAGUACGAGGAGCGCUCCGUCUUCUGCUCGCAGCUGGCGGCGCGCCUCACCCAGCGUGACCUCGGCGAAUUUUUCGAGGAAAACCUUGGCGAAGGCGCCGUCAAAGACGUCCGGAUCGUCAUGGACCGUGUCACCCGAAGGAGCCGCGGCGUUGGCUACGUCGAGUUUGCCGACAAGGAGCUUGUCCCCAAGGCGAUCGCGCUGUCUGGCAACAGCCUCUACGGCCUUCCAAUCCUCGUGCAGAAGACCGACGCUGCGCGCAACCGCGGCGAGCCGAGCGAGUCUGGGCUUCCGCACCGUCCCAACAUGCCGCAGCCCAAUCCGCUUCCCCAGAUUGACCCCGCUAUGCUCGCCAACCUGCCGCUGCCCCCGCAGCUGCAGCAGGCGGCCGGCACGGGAAGCCCGAUCCACCUCAACUUUGGCAGCUUUGGUGGCGGCAGCGGCGACAGGCGUCCCCGAUCGCAGAAGCCUGGCCCGGGCCACCCCAAUGCCGCCGCUCGGCUCUACGUCGGCAGCCUGCACUUCAGCCUGACCGACGAGAACAUCAAGGCCGUCUUUGAGCCGUUCGGCGAAGUCGAGUACGUUGACCUGCACCGCGAGGCCGACACCGGCAAGAGCAAGGGCUUCGCCUUUGUGCAGUUCAAGGAGCCCGAGGACGCCAAGAAGGCGCUGGAGUCGAUGAAUGGCUUCGAUCUCGCUGGCCGCGCCAUCCGCGUCGGUCCGGUCAACGCCAGGGGCUCGGGAGGCGGUCAGCAGCAGGGCUCUGGUGCCGGCGCUGCGACCGGAGCCAACACGGGCCCGCUCGGAGGAGACGCCCAGGGUGGCCACCUGCCGACGCAGACAUCGGCCUACGACAACGGCGGUGGAGCGGGCCUCAACCCGGACAAGCGCGCCGCUCUCAUGCAGAAGCUCUCUCGCACCGACUCUCCGGCCGAGCCCUCGGCUGAAUCCGCCCAGCAGGAAAGGCCUGCUUCGAUCCCGCAGGCCACGAGCACCUCGCUGCUGCUCAAGAACAUGUUCAAUCCAGAGGAGGAGACGGAGCGAGACUGGGACCUCGAGCUGGCCGAGGACGUCAAGGAGGAAUGCCAGAGCAAGUACGGCCCGGUCACGGCCAUCCACGUCGAGAAGGAGUCUGCCGGCGAGAUCUACAUCACCUUUGCCGACACCGACAGCUCCACAAAGGCCAUGGUCGGGCUGAAUGGUCGGUGGUUCGGCGGCAAGCCCAUCAGCGCACAAUACAUCCCCGAUGCCUUUGUCAAGGCGAGGCUGGGCUAG
Pseudozyma flocculosa PF-1 is the source of this 2076-nucleotide messenger RNA. RefSeq lists its product as uncharacterized. The record is from RefSeq and is a predicted model, not a curated record. Gene Ontology annotation, cellular component: nucleus. The transcript has 5 exons. Gene Ontology annotation, biological process: mRNA processing. Gene Ontology annotation, molecular function: RNA binding. The coding region runs from base 1 to 2076 and encodes 691 amino acids. Lineage: Eukaryota; Fungi; Basidiomycota; Ustilaginomycetes; Ustilaginales; Ustilaginaceae.